Molecule: messenger RNA, 1056 nt
Organism: Acanthosepion pharaonis
Lineage: Eukaryota; Metazoa; Mollusca; Cephalopoda; Sepiida; Sepiidae
Source: the annotation of a GenBank genome assembly
AUGCCAGCGUCUGGAAAUAACUUUUUACCACAAAAUAUGAUGCAGCAACAGAACUUAUCUUUACGGCAGCAGUUGUACACAAGUGUGUAUACUACUGUAUAUUCUCCAUGUGGAAAAUAUUUGGCAGCAGGUAAUAAUUAUGGUUAUUGCGCUAUUUUUAGUUUGCCUGGAUCAUUGGCUUUUGAAGCAACAGAAAACUCUUGGAAACCUAUUUUUACUUUUAAAGUCUCUGAAGAUGGCCCUGUUUAUUCAAUGACAACUACAAACAGAGAAUUAAUUUGUGGUUGCAGUGGUUACAUCAAGGCCUGGUUAUGGAGUAAUAUUAUAAAGAGAACAAACAAGUUGGCCUGGUCUUUAAUUAUACCGACAAAAAGCUUUUCUGUAUCUGAAAUCAAUUCUAUGGUUACUGAUGACAGAGAUGGUAAUAAAAAUUUAUUUGCUGGUUGUGGCGACAACCUAAUCUACAUCUUUGAUUUGGAAAACAGUUCAUUAAAAUCAACUUUAUCUGGUCACAAGGAUUAUAUUCACUGUGUUACAAUGUGUAACACUCGGUCAGAAUUUGUAUCAGCUUCUGAAGAUGGUAGUGUUAGAAUUUGGGAUCCACGAAGUAAAAAUGAAGCCAUUCAUAUAAUUGAACCAUACAGAAAUGAGAUGUGUGCCCGACCUGAAUUUGGAAAAUGGCUUGGUUGUGUGACAAUGGAUACUGGAGAUGAUUGGCUGGUCUGUGGUGGAGGGCCCCAACUUUCUUUAUGGCAUAUGCGUUCAUUAUCAGCUACUAUAACUUUUGAAACACCAAACAGCUGUCAGAAACAUGCUUUGAUUCAUGAAGAUACUGUUUUGUCUGCUGGGAGUGAGCCAUAUGUUUUUCACUGGUCACUUAAUGGAGAACUAAAAGCUCAAAUUCCAUGUACCCCAACUUAUGUAUAUAAAGUAGAUGUGAAUACCACUUCAGAAAGUAAUAAGGUGCUGUGUAUAGCAGGUAACAGUUCUAAAAUUGAUGUCUGUACAAACUUUAAUUACAAAGCAUUUUCACUUACAUUUCCUCCAUGCAGCUGA